AUGCCACCUAAGAAGAGUCUAGGUCGGUCCCGGCGGCGCAAUCCCAUACAACUGAAUGACUUUCUUAAUGGUGGUGAAGAGGGAACAGAUCAGCAGCAGCAGCAACAGCAGCAACAGCAGCAGCAGCAGCAACAACAGCAACAGCAGCUAAGAGAACAACCAAAUCUGUCGCUACAGCAGCCGCAAUCGACGUCUCAACAGCAAACGCAGUCCCAGCAUAAGCCAAAGAAAAAGAAUCGCUCGCAACGUGAAUCCCCAAGUCAAUCCACUUCGCACCCAAAGACCGAGACAACUCAGCAAUCCUCGGAAAAUACCAAUGAAAAUGAAGCUACUUCCUAUGUAGCCGCUACUUCCAUCUCUUACCUGAGCAGUGUUACACCUGUAAUGACGCCCAGCAAUGCUUACCUAAGCCAAGCGGAAUCAGUCGAUGCUGUAACCGCCUCGGCGCCACCUGAGGCUGGUGCCGGAGUUGCCGUUAACUCCAUGAGGACAAUGGCUAGGACAAGCAAUGUGUGGCGUUCGGAUUCUGACAAAAUUGAGACUAGGGCAGCACCUAGCAAUGCUAGCUAUGCCCCAAAUAUGGAAGAGUUUCCGACCAUUGGUGGUGCUAAGGUCAAGAAGCAUAAAGUAAAUGAUGGCAGCGGUUAUAGAAACGAUCCGGGAGCAAGCACCAGCAAUGCUCAGUCAUCCAAUUCACCAUCGAUGCCGGGGUCUUCGUCCCGUACACGUGGUGGUCGUGGUCGGCACGUAAGUGCACCAGUGCUGGGAAAUUUUCUACCUUCUGCUAUUCCGCCGACAAGCACUGCGAAGCAUCAGGAGGUUGGUGAAUGGUUAAAAUCUGUGCGUGAAAUGAGUCAUGCCAAAGAGCAGCAAAAGGAGGCAAAAAAGAAGCAAGAUCAGGAGGAGAAGACCAAUGAAAAGGCUCGUGGCGAUGGAAAUGAGCCGACAACUAGCCAUUCCACAAACAGUCAAGUAAUUCCAAUAUCGCUGCCAACUCAAAAUGUUGCAGCUCGUCCUCCGGUGGGCAAUAAACAGUGCGGAAUGACGAGAACAACAAGGGCUAAUUUUGAUCAAAACAAACGACGUAAUCGUCGUAGUCAGCGUAAUUGGAAUAAUCAGACGCCAGUUCAAAGCGAGCCUAAUGGAAGGGCUGGUCGGUCCUCCGGUCUCAAAUCGUCCAGACCUGGUCAUGGGCAUAGUCAGUACACAAAUCAACGGCCUGCCAGAAAUGCCACAGCACCGAGGGCACCGAGGGCACCACCCAUUACGGUGGAUGUCUCACGUAGUCGACUUAACUCAAAUGCCAUGGAAUUCCGUCCAACUUUGGGUUAUCGUGAGCCUGAUUUGCUAGCUACAGUUCCACCCCAUGUUGAAGCCAUGAUGCCGCAACAGCCAGGGCCAAGUGAUCAAAUGAUCAGGAUUGGUGAUCGACGUAGUCGCCAACGUUUCACGCGCUCCCUAAGGCCGGACACACUUUUCGAACUAGUUGCACCUGGAUUAUUGCCCACACCAAAUGACCCAUUCAUUGAGAUUCCCCCUUCAACGUCUGCUCAGGCGGAAGUGGGUGCUUUUAUGCCUGAUCAGCAGGUUGUCCCCUAUCAACCACCGCAACCGACUCAAUUCGUUUUGCCGCCUGGAUUACUGCCCACGCCAAAUGAUCCCACAAUGAACUAUUACAUGGAACCAGUGGUUCCAGUUCCACUGGCUGUGCAGGGUCCGUAUUUGCCUGACCAGAGCAGCCAGGAUUUGAUCAAUCAGCAGUCACUUCAAUCCAACAAUAAUAAUCUCGUAUGGAAUGCACCGCACUUGGCCAUUCCGAUGCAACAGCAAAAUAGCAAUGUUGCCCAGUCGGUUUUUCGGCUAGCCAGCCUCCCCAGUACUGGGGUGGGUACAGUCCGCCCCCCGGAGCAAUCCUCAAUCCGGGAGGUGUGUACUAUCCCACAAACGGCGCAGUCAUCGGAGGCGCCGGACCAAUGGACCAAUAUCAGCCCACUACCUUCAAGUAUUACGUGCCCGUCGCCGUCAAUAACCAACAGCCUCAAUAUCAGCCACCACCAAUGGUCGGCGGAGGAGAAGCAGCAGCAGCAGGAGGGGGAGGAGAGCAUACCUACCCAGCACCGGGACCUCCAAUAUACACGCCCGUCGUCGUCAAUAACCAACAGCCUCAAUAUCAGCCGCCACCAAUGGUGGGCGGAGGAGAAGCAGCAGCAGCAGGAGGGGGAGGAGAGCAUACCUAUCCAGCACCGGGACCUCCAAUAUACACGCCCGUCGCCGUCAAUAACCAACAGCCUCAAUAUCAGCCACCACCAAUGGUCGGCGGAGGAGAAUCAGCAGCAGGAGGGGGAGGAGAGCAUACCUACCCAGCACCGGGACCUCCAAUAUACACGCCAACUGUUGGACAUGGACCGAACCAUGACUCUGGAGGGGGAGACGGCAACACCAGAGGCACAGGAGGCACAAGACGCACCGGAGGCAGAGGAAAUGGAGUUCAUGACAAAUAUAACAACAAUCGACCAAGGCGAAAUAAUAAUCGACGUGACCAACACCCAAAACGCAGGCACUAUUAAUAGAAGAGAAGGCGUCGGUACCACCACCAGCAGGGCACCACAAUCACAUUCACCAAAUUCAAAUCAUCAUCGGCAGACAAGUCAUCAGCUCUUUGGCGCUAAAUCAACGAAAUCAUCCAGUCCGGACCUCAGAUUAAUGCCAGAAAGCAUCUCAAAAUUGUACAAUUUAAUAUGCUCGAAUAAUUCGGAUUAUGCCUUUGUCUAUGCAUUAAGUGCGCAACUUUGCCAGAAGAUUGUGCCCAUGGAUUCUUUUGUGUACCUGAAGAUGGCCCUUUUGGCCAGCCUGGCCUCCAUCGACAAGGAUGAGAUGCGACAACCAAUUGCCCUGUGCAUUAUUUCCACGGACAGCUCUUUGGCCAAUCUUUUGUUAACAUGUGUGGGUCAGCUAGCACCACGGUUUAUCGGCCCCCAUAGCGGUGGACAGCAGCCAUCCUUUAAUGCUCUGCCCACGCGAUAUAAUUGGAUAACCGCUAGCCCCCUACUGAUGGCUCAACGUGGUGUCUACUAUGCUGGCGAUUGGACAUGCUUGUCGCGUGACCAAAGCGAAGAGCUCCAGAAGUGCAUUGAGAAUGGGGUGGUGCCUGUGCCUCAAAUAAGUGGUGAACAGUUGCUAGAGGCAGCUGUCUGGACGUACUGGCAGCCAGAACAUUCAGCAAAUCAGACAACAACAUUUGCUAAUUUUUGCCCAAUAUUCGGACUUCCCAUUUAUAUGGGUGAACUAUCUGCCGAAGAUAUAACCAAUUUCAUAAUCCAUCAGUAUAGUGAAAAUGAGGCUAAUGAAUCCACUCAGGAUGCCCUAGAUGUUAGUGACGAUGAUAUGCGUUUGCUGUUCCUAUUGCUACAUGAACGUCAGGUUAACUUUAGCGAUCAGGCUCAGUAUAUAUUGAAGAAAUACUUUAUUGUAUCACGCAAAGAGCGGCCUAGUGUAUUUACCAGUAAAACAUACAUUGUGUUGAAACAAUUUGCAGAAUCAUUUGCAAAAUUGGCCUUACGUUUGGAUGUUCUUAUCCAAGAUAUAAUCGUGGCCAUUUUCCAUUCUGAAUACUUUGUUCAACACAUUUGUGGAGUAAGUUCGUGUCCCCCGCCAGCAGUAACCAAUAUAAAUGGCAUUCAACAGGUUGAUGCCUAUAUGAAUGAUUUUGGUCGCUGGCUCUUUGAAUAUUUGGACCGAUAUCAAGAUGAUGAACUGGAUACACAGCAGCCACCGGCAAAGCGACAUCGUGCCAGCCUUGACGUAUAAAAAUAAAUUAUAUAUAUCUUUCUCUCAGAUAUGUAACAGCAAUCGCCAAAACUA
Drosophila willistoni is the source of this 3861-nucleotide messenger RNA. RefSeq names its product mediator of RNA polymerase II transcription subunit 15 (gene mei-218). NCBI's taxonomy places the organism in Eukaryota, Metazoa, Arthropoda, Insecta, Diptera, Drosophilidae. The transcript has 5 exons. The record is from RefSeq and is a predicted model, not a curated record. The coding region runs from base 1 to 3807 and encodes 1268 amino acids.